AUGUCGCUCCCUACGCUCGUCGCCAACCCACCCACCGAGGUGCCUUCGCCCUUCAAGUUCGACUCUGUCCCCGAGGCCGUCGCUGCGAUCAAGAAUGGCGAGUUUGUCGUCGUCAUGGACGACGAGAACCGCGAGAACGAGGGAGACGUUAUUUGCUCCGGCAGCUCGUUGACCGCCGAGGGUAUGGCGUGGUUUGUCAAGUGGACUAGCGGCUACAUCUGCAUGUCACUGCCUCCCGCACGUCUCGAGGAGCUCCGCCUGCCGCCCCUGCUCACGGCUGCCGGCAGCAGCGAGGACCCCAAGGGUACCGCCUACCACCUGACACUCGACGCCAACGGCAAGAAGCACCCCGUGUCCACCGGCAUCAGCGCGCACGACCGCGCCUACGUCGCAAACCUCGUUGCCGGCGGUGCCAGUGCCGACGAGUUUACCCGCCCAGGACACAUGGUGCCCCUCAGGUAUACCACUGGCGGCACGCGCGAGCGUGUUGGCCACACCGAGGCCGCUGUUGACCUCUGCUACCUCGCCGGCGUCCCUCCCGUCGGCAUGCUCUGUGAGCUCGUCAACCCCGACGAGCCAGUGGGCAUGGCCCACCGCGACGACUGCUGGCGCUUUGCCCGCGCCUGGGGACUCAAGGUCAUCUCCAUCGAGGACCUGCAGGCGUACCUCAACACUCCCGCCGGUGACGCCGUUCCCCGAAAGUAA
Molecule: messenger RNA, 705 nt
Organism: Apiotrichum porosum
Lineage: Eukaryota; Fungi; Basidiomycota; Tremellomycetes; Trichosporonales; Trichosporonaceae
Exons: 3
Coding region: 1-705 (234 amino acids)
Biological process (GO): aerobic respiration; riboflavin biosynthetic process
Cellular component (GO): cytosol; mitochondrial intermembrane space
Molecular function (GO): 3,4-dihydroxy-2-butanone-4-phosphate synthase activity
Source: RefSeq, a predicted model, not a curated record